AUGCCCGCUGCUACCCGUGCCGUCCUGCGGCAAUCGCAGUUCCUGACUCGGAGAACCGCCGUCAGACACGCCUCCUCCAACGCUGAGAAGGCUAGCCAGGCUGCUUCCCAGGCUGCCUCCAAGGCUCAGGAGGGUCUUUCCAAGGCCACUGCUGUCGCCGGUCCUGCCCUCAACAACGCUGCCUCGGCCCUGCGCAAGGUCGGCGGCCCUGUCGGAAAGGUCGUCAAGUUUGUCGACUCCUUGAUCCCCCCGACUAUCUACUAUACCCGUGUCGGUCUUGAGCUCUCCAAGCUGGUCUUCCGUGGCCAGAACAUGACUCCUCCUACCUCGGCCACUUUCCAGGCCUUCUUCCAGCCCUUGAUCAACGUCGCCAAAAACCCUACCUCCUUUAAGAGUCUCAACCUCCCCUCGCCCCAGACCUUCUUGGCCCGCAUCCGCAACGCCAACAAGAAGGAGAUUGCUUUGGCCACCGUCACCACCGCUGAGGUCAUUGGUUUCUUCACUGUCGGCGAGAUCAUUGGUCGCUUCAACUUGAUCGGUUACCGCGGCGAGCCGGCUCACCACUAA
Molecule: messenger RNA, 567 nt
Organism: Penicillium taxi
Lineage: Eukaryota; Fungi; Ascomycota; Eurotiomycetes; Eurotiales; Aspergillaceae
Product: F1F0 ATP synthase subunit g
Exons: 3
Coding region: 1-567 (188 amino acids)
Biological process (GO): proton motive force-driven ATP synthesis
Molecular function (GO): proton transmembrane transporter activity
Source: RefSeq, a predicted model, not a curated record